Hylaeus anthracinus is the source of this 609-nucleotide messenger RNA. RefSeq names its product proteasome maturation protein (gene Pomp). Gene Ontology annotation, biological process: proteasome assembly. NCBI's taxonomy places the organism in Eukaryota, Metazoa, Arthropoda, Insecta, Hymenoptera, Colletidae. The transcript has 5 exons. Bases 109 to 534 code for a protein of 141 amino acids. Gene Ontology annotation, cellular component: cytoplasm; nucleus. The record is from RefSeq and is a predicted model, not a curated record.
GUCAAGUUGUAUUUCGAUGAGUUUUCGAACGUAGUGCAUAACAUUGUGAAUUCUAUAAAGUGACUUUUGCUUUUUGUAGAAACUGGAAUUACAUACACCUCAGAAAUAAUGAGUUUUGGGUUACCAUCGAUCGUUCCAAAACCAACUGUCAGUGAUGAGUUCAACAUUCACAAUGAUAAUUAUGGUGUACCUAAUCCUAUGGUUUCAGGAUUAUCAGCAACUAGGCAAAGUAUAGGUUAUUCUCAUCCUAUAGAAGCAUCUGAAAGAAAUUAUCAACAAAAUCGCGAUCGUAUGAAUAUGAUAUUGCUUAGAAAUACACAAGGGAUACAUGCUCCAAUGCGUUUAGCAAUGGAGUUAAAAGCCACAGAAAGUAUUGGUAGACUUCCAUUUUUACCAUCAUCAAAUAUGAUGAGAGAUGUUUUACUUGGACGGGAUGAGGAAAUAGGGUUUGAAGAUGUGCUCAACACACCUGAAUUCAGAGAACAAAUGGGUCAGCCUCAUGCAGUUAUUGAAAAAAGUCUUGGAAUAUUAUAAAUAAAUCUUAAUUUAACAUUUUUAUUAUUGUCUCUGUAUUAUUGAAUACAUCAAGUAAUAAAUGUUUACAUCUUA